AUGCAUGUUUCAUCUAUUUAUUUAACAUCUGAACAAACUGAUAAAUUACGUCGUGUAUUAACACCAACAAUACCUAUUUAUCCAUCACCACCAACAUCAUCAUUUCCAACAUUACAUAUUAUACCAAAAGAUUUUUUACGUAAAUUAUUAAUUAAAUUAUAUCAACAUUCAAUUGAUAUUAAAGCUAUACGUUUACAUGGUGGUGCAGCAUCAUAUGUAUUAAUAAAUGAUUCAGAUUUUGUUUAUCGUGAUAUUGAUAUAUUAUUUCUUAUAAAUACUUCAUUAUCAUCACAACAACAAACAACAUUAUUUUCAUCAAAUAAUCAACCAUAUUUAUGUGAUGUAUGGACAAUAAUUAAAUAUAUUAUAUCAUCAUGUUUAAUUGAAUAUAUACCAAAUACAUCAAUAUGUACACAAUAUUUUAUAUCAUCUGUAUUAGAUACAUAUACAAAAAAAAAUAUUAAAAUAAAUUCCGAACAAGAUUCAUGGGCAUUAUUAUCAUUACAAAAUUUAUUAGGACAAAAUCUUGAAUUAAAAUUUGUUGAAAAUCUUAAACGACAAUGGCAAUUUAGUGUUGAUUCAUUUCAAAUUGAUAUUAAACCAUUAUUAUUUGAAAAUAUAAAUCAAUUAUUAUCAAAUUCAGAUUCAAUAACAACUAAAAUACAAACAAAAAAUUUAAUUAUUGAUGCUAUUAAUGGUGUAACAAUAAUUAAAAAUAAUCAUCAAAAUAAUAAUAAUAAUAAUAAUGAACAUAAUAUAAGUACAAGUCCAUUACAAUUUGGAUUUUUUUCACCAUCAUCAUUAUCAAAUAUAAAUGAAUAUGAAAAUCCAAUACAAUGUCAAACACUUGCAACAAUAACAACAAUUAAAACAUCAAAAAAUAAUAAUUCAUCAUUGAAAUCUCGUUCACGUUCACGAAAUCCAUCAGAAUCAACAGUUGAUGAUAAUGAUUCAAAUUCUUCAUUACAAUUUCAAUUAUCAAUUAAUGAAGAUGUUGAUGAUGGUAUUGAAGUUGAUGCUGAUGAUUCUCCAAAUGAAGAUGAUGAUCAUGUAUAUCAUACACCAAUUGAUAAAGAUCAUAUAUCAACAAUUUCAAAAAUUUCAUUAUCAUCAAAUAAUUUAAUUGAAGUUUUUUCUGCUUAUAAAGAUUUACAUCAAGCACUUUAUCAUUUAAAUAAUAAAUUAAUAGCUACUUAUGAACCUGAAACAAUGCGUGGUGGUGGUUUAUUAAAAUAUUGUGAUUUAUUAGCACGAAAUUAUAAACUUUAUGAUGUUGCUAUAAUGAUACAUAUGCAACGUUAUAUGUGUUCAAGAUUUUUUAUUGAUUAUAAAACAAUCCCAGAACAAAUAUAUGUUAUUGCACAAUAUGUUGCAACACAUUUUUUACCAUCAUCAAUAAUAAGUAAUUUACAUAUAACAAAUAAUUUAAAUGAAAUAUUACAACAUCGUUAUUAUCAACAAAAUCAAUUAAUGAAUUCAAAAUAUGAUUCAAAACAAAUUGAUCAAAUUGAUUUAAUUAAUGCACGUUUAUGUUUAUUAUUUUUUGAACAUUUAAUUACAGUUAUACAACAAAGUACUGUUUGUUUAACACAUGAAGAUAGAGAAUUAUUAUUUAUGAAUAUACAUUAUCUUAAAGAAUAUUAUCAUUAUGAAUAUGAACAUUUAUUUAUUGGUGAUAAUCAACAUCAUCAAAAAUAUCAUGGAUAUAAUCAUCUUCAUCAACAUAAUCAUCAUCAUUAUUGUACAAAUUCAUCAACUAAUUCAAGUCGAUCGUCAUCACCAUCGAGUUUAUCAUCAAAAUCAUAUGGAUUUUAUCGUACAAAUUCCCAUCGAAAUUAUUAUCCACAUCGACCAUCAACAAAUUUAUCAUAUCAUACACACAAAAAUUAUCCUGAACAACAAACAGUACAUCGACGGAAUCAAUCAUGA
This is a messenger RNA of Rotaria sp. Silwood1, 1929 nucleotides long. Lineage: Eukaryota; Metazoa; Rotifera; Eurotatoria; Philodinida; Philodinidae. The record is from the annotation of a GenBank genome assembly.